CAGUUUGCGUCCUAUAAAAAGGGGAGGGUUUGGGGAGUUUCCCUUGUGUUUUUCAUUUCCUUUUUUUUUUCUUGCCAUCUGCAACUUGUGUACGUACGUAUUGGUUUAUCAAACGUCAACACACUCCACAAAACCACACACACGCAAACACACAUACACAACUCACCGCUAACUGUCAACAACCAUGCAAAUCUUUGUAAAGACGCUCACCGGCAAGACCAUCACCCUCGAAGUCGAGAGCUCGGAUACCAUUGAAAACGUAAAGGCCAAAAUUCAAGACAAGGAAGGUAUCCCGCCAGACCAGCAGCGCUUGAUAUUCGCCGGUAAACAACUUGAAGACGGCCGAACCCUCUCCGACUACAAUAUCCAAAAGGAAUCCACUCUCCACCUCGUCUUGCGUCUCCGCGGAGGAAUGCAGAUUUUCGUAAAGACCCUUACCGGAAAGACUAUCACCCUCGAAGUGGAGAGCUCGGAUACUAUUGAAAAUGUCAAGGCGAAAAUCCAAGACAAGGAAGGUAUCCCUCCAGACCAGCAACGCUUGAUCUUUGCCGGAAAGCAGCUCGAAGACGGCCGUACCUUGUCAGACUACAACAUUCAAAAAGAAUCAACCCUCCAUCUUGUCCUGCGCCUACGUGGCGGCGCAGAUGUAUCGUCAUCCUCCCUAUCAUCAUCGUCAUCAACCGCCCCAACAACACCAAAGUCUGGCAAAAAAUCAACAAAGUGUAACAUGUCUGGCUGUUCCGACAAGGUUGUCAAAAUUGUGGGACAGUGCAGGUAUUGUACACAUGGAUUUUGUGCCAAACAUCGACUUCCCGAAGCACAUCAAUGUCAAGAGAUGCAAACCUGCCGGGCGGCAGCGCAAAGCAGGUUGGCGGGGAAAUUGCUGAAUGAAAAGUGCGUGGCGUCAAAAGUAUAGUAGAUUGUGUCAUCUAGUUGGGGAUCUCGUUAAGCGCAUAUUGUGGUGGUGCGCAGCAUAGAGAAAAACAUGCAGCGGUCUCAAUACAUAUACAUCGUGCUCUGUAUCUGCGCGAGCUUUUUGACGUCAACAAUAGAGAAAAACAAUAUGCUCUAACCAAACACGCAUAGGCGCUUUUUUUAUGCUACUUUUUAUUUGACAUGGGCUCUGUUCUAUUUCGUUUUUUUCGCACCAGACCCAACGACAGUCGCCCACAUGGGUGUGACUGUCAAUCGAGUAGCAUCACGGUUCGUUGCUCUAAAGGCUCGGACUCUACAAGUAAAAAACGGGUAAGC
Molecule: messenger RNA, 1251 nt
Organism: Spizellomyces punctatus DAOM BR117
Lineage: Eukaryota; Fungi; Chytridiomycota; Chytridiomycetes; Spizellomycetales; Spizellomycetaceae
Product: polyubiquitin
Exons: 1
Coding region: 185-916 (243 amino acids)
Biological process (GO): protein ubiquitination; modification-dependent protein catabolic process
Cellular component (GO): nucleus; cytoplasm
Molecular function (GO): protein tag activity; ubiquitin protein ligase binding; zinc ion binding
Source: RefSeq, a predicted model, not a curated record